This is a messenger RNA of Hansenula anomala, 1610 nucleotides long. It is a transcript of the gene JEN1, whose product is annotated as monocarboxylate/H+ symporter. Gene Ontology annotation, cellular component: plasma membrane. Gene Ontology annotation, molecular function: secondary active monocarboxylate transmembrane transporter activity. The record is from RefSeq and is a predicted model, not a curated record. The coding region runs from base 43 to 1581 and encodes 512 amino acids. NCBI's taxonomy places the organism in Eukaryota, Fungi, Ascomycota, Saccharomycetes, Phaffomycetales, Wickerhamomycetaceae. Gene Ontology annotation, biological process: plasma membrane lactate transport. The transcript has a single exon.
CAUGUUGAAUCUGAUGAAGAACCUGAUUUAUCACUAGCCAACAUGGGACAAUAUUGCAUAACAAGAAUAUCUUCAUUGAUGGAGGUUAAACUUGUAAAUCUAAAAGACUUAAACCCAUUCAUUGAUCUAAAAGAUAUGUCUGCAAAUAAUUGGAAUUAUUUCUUUAUGGGUUUUUUAGCUUGGUUAUCUGCAUCUUUUGAUUUUUUUUGCACUUCUGUUGCUGGUUCUAAAAUUGCAGAGAGUUUAAACGUAACAACUGCUGAUAUAACUUGGGGGCUCAGUGCAGUCUUGAUGGUUCGUUCAAGUGGUGCUAUUAUAUUUGGUUAUUGGACUGAUAAUUAUUCAAGAAAAUGGCCAUUCAUAUUCUGUGCAAUGAUGUUUAUGGUGUUACAAAUUGCAACUGGGUUUGUCAAGAGUUAUCAAACUUUCCUAUUGGUUAGAGCUCUAAGUGGUGUUUCAAUGGGUGGUACUUAUGCAUGUAGUGCAGCCACUUCAUUAGAUGAUUCUCCUGUCAAGGCUAGAUCUUUCCUAUCUGGAUUGUUUUUUUCAGCUUAUGCUUGUGGAUUUAUAUUUGCCACGAUUUUCUGGAGAGCUUUCCAAAAUACUCAGCAUAGUUGGAAGGCAUUGUUUUGGUUUUCAUCUGGUAUCCCUGCAUGUUUAAUUGUUUGGAGAUUAAUGUUCCCUGAGACUAAAUAUUUCCAACGUGUUAAAAAGGCUAGAGAGUUGAUCAUUGAAGAUAAAAAAAAAGCUGGUGUUUAUGUCAAACCAAAUUUCAAAACCAAAAUGGCCACUGUUUGGUCAUUAACUCAAAAAAAUUGGUUGAUGUUUAUUUAUUUAAUCUUGUUGCUUACUGGCGGUAAUUAUUUAACUCAUGCCUCACAAGAUCUUUAUCCAUCAAUGCUUAGAAAACAAUUGAAGAUGUCUGAAGAUGCAAUCACCGUUGCCAUUGUUGUUGUUAAUUUAGGUGCCAUUGCAGGUUCUUUAAUAACUGGAUUAGUCAUGGAGGUUUUAGGACGUCGUCUUUCUUUAUUAGUCGUGUGUAUUCUUGGUGGUUGUUUUGUUUAUCCAGCUUAUAUGUUGCAUAAUUCAAGUGCUAUAUUGGGUGGUGGAUUUGCUGAAUUCUUUGCUGUGAUGGGUGUUUGGGGUGUUAUCCCAAUUCAUCUUUCUGAAUUAUCUCCUCCAGAUGCUAGAGCCUUGGUUUCAGGUUUAGCUUAUCAAUUGGGUAAUUUAGCAAGUGCUGCUUCAUCCACUAUUGAAACUAAUUUGGCUAAUAAGUAUCCUUUGGAAUUUGAUUCAACUGGUAAAGCAAUUAGAUUUGAUUAUGCUAAAGUCAUGGCUAUUUUAACUGGUGCUGUUUUCAUUUAUACUUUUGUCAUUGUGUUGAUUGGACCUGAAAAAUUCCAUAGAGAUUUAUCUUCCCCAAUAAUGAAGAAAUAUAUUGGUAAAGUUAUUGAAAGGGAACAAGAUCAAGAAUUGGGUUAUAGUAAACAAGACUCAAGUAGUGAUCAAGAUUCUCAAAUGAAGGCCAAUAUUGAUCAAAUUUCAAACGUUGAAGUUGGCUUCAAUGGGACCAAACUGUAAUGAUACAUUUAUAUAUAUUCCUUCUUUAA